AUGUUCAAAAACGUGGGAGCCAAGUGAGAGUAAAAUCUGCUGACGUGUCCACUUCCAGGGUGAAGACGGCUUCCCUGGUUCUCCUGGACGUCCCGGACCUGUUGGCCUGCGAGGCCGGCCUGGACUGAGAGGAGCCAAGGGAGACUCCGUCACCUUUCCAGAUUCUCCCGGCAUUAAAGGAGCACCAGGACGCCGAGGACCCGUUGGAGCUUUGGGCAUGACCGGAGAGCCGGGUGGACCAGGUCUUCCAGGACCUCCAGGACCUGCUGGGCUUCCUGGAAGUCCAGGGCUUUCAGGGUCCCCGGGAGAAAAGGGUCAAGAGGGUCCCAGUCCGGUGAUCCCAGGUCCCCAAGGUCAGAAGGGGGGUCGCGGACCACCAGGAGUUCCCGGCCAAAAAGGAAUCAAAUUGUAUGCUGAAGGACCCAAAGAACUGAAGGGCGAGCCGGGUUAUGUUGGGGAGAAAGGUUGUCCUGGACCUACGGGUCCACCGGGGAAAACGGGCCUUAAAGGAGACAAGGGCGAGCGAGGUGACCCUGGUACACUGGGAAAACAAGGAAAGGACGGGCUCCUCGGAGAACUUGGGCAACCGGGAGAACCAGGAGAUCCAGGGUACCUGGGCCCCCCAGGCAUCGAUGGAGCACAGGGCGAGAAAGGCGACUUUGGUCCUCCGGGUCCUCCAGGCGAGAUUUUGUUGAGGCACAGAUUCCUGAAGGGUCAGCGUGGUAUUCCCGGACCACCCGGACCAGGAGGAGACCCCGGCGAACCAGGACUUAUCGGGUUCCCUGGACUGCAGGGCGAGCCAGGGGAGGGUCCACCUGGUCAACCGGGCCCUAAGGGACCACCUGGCUUUACAGGCCCAAAAGGAGAACCAGGGGAGCCAGGGCCGUUCGUUAUUGGCCGUCCAGGACAACCUGGGGCCCCAGGAGCUACCGGGUCUGAGGGAGAACCAGGAGAACCAGGAAUACCAGAAUUACUGCAAGGAGAUGGUGGACUUCCAGGUUCCAAAGGCUUGAAAGGCCUGAUGGGACCUUCGGGGACCAGAGGACAGGAAGGCCCGGAAGGCGAGAAGGGGGAGGUGUGCUUGGUCUGUCCGGCUGUCGUGGGACCCCCUGGACCUCCAGGCGAACCAGGGAAACCGGGUGCAGAUGGGCAGAGAGGUGCACCUGGAACUCUUGGACCCAAAGGUCACAAUGGGGUGAAAGGUAUUGCCGGAGUACCUGGUCCACAGGGCCUCUUUGGCAUCCCAGGACAGCCAGGAGCUCCUGGUUUAACUGGUGUACCUGGCAUUGUGAGGAGGAUCGGACAGAAGGGUGAUGUAGGGGACCAAGGAAUCACUGGACCUCCAGGCCGUGAGGGCGCAGAAGGACUUUCUGGAAUACCAGGACCCAACGGGACACCAGGACUGAAGGGAAACCUUGGACCCCAAGGACCAAAAGGUGACAGAGGUCCUGUUGGAGAGACUGGUCCAAGCGGCCCGAUAGGACAAAUGGGGCCGUCGGGGCUUCCAGGCAUCGGGGUUCCAGGACUUCCAGGACCCCCAGGCGAUGUUGGAGUUUUAGGCCAGCGAGGAGAUCCUGGUGUACCAGGAGAAAAAGGUUCUCCUGGUGAAAUCAUAACCAUUCAGGGAGAUCCUGGUCAGAAGGGGAUAAAGGGUUCAUCUGGGAAUCCUGGACAGGAAGGUGUGAUGGGACCCCCUGGGAAUCUUGGACUGGUAGGUCCAAAGGGAGAAAAGGGAGAGGAAGGAUUUACUGUCCAGGGUCCUCCAGGCUUCCCAGGGGUGAAGGGACUCAAGGGCCUUCCAGGAGGUCCAGGUUUGGCAAGUUACGGAAGCAAAGGGCGCUCUGGACCAUCAGGGCCUCCGGGAAGACCGGGCUUGAAGGGGGAUGCUGGCUUUGGUUUUCCGGGUCAGCUCGGCCAAUUAGGGCCACAAGGAGAAGAUGGCUCUCUGGGAGAACCGGGAUCUGAAGGUCCCAGUGGGACUUUUGGCGUUCCAGGAUCUGCUGGGUUGGAUGGACUUCCAGGUCCCAAAGGUUGUAGUGGUCUGGAUGGUGUUCCAGGACCACCUGGUCCUGUUGGAACUUGUUUUCCAGGAAGACCUGGAUCUGUAGGAAGGCAAGGUCCGAUGGGACUCAUUGGCUUCCCAGGACCCAGAGGUGAAAAGGGCCAGCUAGGUGAUCCUGGGCUGCCUGGCAUGGGAGCCCUCGGACCCCUAGGACCAUUUGGGGUUCCGGGAUUUGAUGGAACUCCAGGUCCACCAGGACCCAUUGGGUUGAAGGGACAGAGUGGGACCACUGGUGAACCAGGAAUCCCAGGUAUCAGGGGAGACAUGGGUCUUCCAGGAGUCCGUGGAAGUCCAGGGGACAUAGGGAAGCCAGGAGAGGCUGGUAGUCCUGGGCCACAAGGUCAGGUGGGUGUAGAUGGUACCACAGGCUCCCAGGGGCCACCAGGGCCUUGGGGAGACCCAGGGGAGAUAGGACCCAAAGGGGAACAGAUCACUGUGCAGAUAUAUGGAAACCCUGGAGACCUUGGAGAGCCUGGAACUCCAGGUCUGAGUGGUGCUAUAGGCAAUCAGGGUACCCCAGGAUCUCCAGGUCGUGACGGCACCAAUGGUAGACCUGGAAGUGCUGGACCUCAAGGACUUUCUGGAGAACCUGGUAGAGAUGGAGAGAUAGGCCCUCCUGGUUCCUGUGGUCUUCCCGGCAAUCGUGGUGAUCUCGGAAAGCCAGGUUGGAAAGGGGAAAAGGGAUCCUUAGGGCCUUGUGGAAAUCCCGGUUUUGAUGGAAAUGUUGGACUGGAGGGACUAAAGGGUGCAAAAGGGGAACCCAGUUUACCUGGACCUGGACCUAAAGGACAGUCUGGAGAGAAGGGACAGCCAGGUUGUCCAGGUCCUCCAGGUACACAGGGGGCCCCAGGAAAUAGAGGAGACGACGGUCCUCCAGGACAUUGUGGUCCCUGUGGCCCUAAAGGAAACACUGGACCUCCUGGAUGCAGAGGUCCACCGGGCUCUUCUGGUAACAAAGGUUGUGAUGGGCCUCCAGGGGUCAGCGGACCUCCAGGACCUAGCGGUCUUACAGGUAACAAGGGGGCUCCUGGAGAUCCUGGUUUACCUGGGUUCAGAGGUAGCCAGGGGCAGGAUGGAAUACCAGGACCUCCUGGUGAAAAAGGAGCCAUGGGAGCACCUGGAUUCGGAGCCAGAGGAGCAGAAGGGACAAAAGGUCCACCAGGUUGUGCUGGAGAAAAGGGAUCCUCUGGUACAUGUGGUCAUCCAGGGCCAUCUGGUCCCGAAGGAAAUCCAGGUUGUCCUGGACCUCCUGGGUCCCCUGGACCUCCUGGUCUUCGUGGCAGGCCGGGACUCUGCACUGAAGGAGACAAAGGAGGAAAAGGACUAAGUGGAGAGCGAGGGACCACAGGUCCGCCGGGUUGUCAAGGUCCUCCUGGUCCUCCAGGUCCUGGAUUUAAAGGAGAUAAGGGAACUAAAGGGGCAACAGGUAACCCUGGAAUACCUGGUUGCCAUGGAGAUAUUGGCCAGCGAGGCAGGCCGGGUGAAGACGGACCACAAGGAGUACCGGGACUUAAAGGCCUAAUGGGAGAAACUGGUGUUACAGGACCUGUCGGUAUGAAGGGCGAGGAUGGUCCACCGGGCCUCAAAGGUUCUCAUGGACCUCCAGGACCUCCUGGUAGACAAGGAGUGAAGGGAAAGGACGUGUCCCGGGAGGUAGUGGUCUUACCAGGAGACCAAGGAUUGCCAGGAGAUGAGGGACUUCCAGGAGAACCAGGGAGCCCAGGAACCAGAGGGAGACCUGGUAGUACAGGCCCUAAAGGUAGUCGAGGGGUGGUUGGGCGGAGGGGCUGGCCUGGUUUUCCCGGGAUGAAAGGCGACAUUGGUGACAGAGGAGUACCAGGAACAACAGGUGUCAUGGGUACACAAGGUCCUAGGGGUGGAAAAGGUCCUCGGGGUUCGCCAGGUCCAUGUGAGGAUGUACCAGAGAAGGACGGCUUCCUGUUCACCCGGCACAGUCAGGAGGUUUUUGUCCCGGAAUGCCCUGCAGGAUCCAGCAAAGUGUACAGCGGAUUUUCCCUGCUUUUCAUCAACGGGAACAACCGAGCUCACGGACAAGACCUGGGUGCUCUAGGGAGUUGUCUGCCUCGUUUUAGCACAAUGCCUUUCCUCUUCUGUAACACGGACAACACCUGUCGCUACGCCGCACGUAACGACUACUCCUAUUGGCUCUCCACCAACCAACCGGGGCUCAGCACCAUGGCCUUCAUCUCAGGGCCGCUACUGAAGAAUUACAUCAGCCGGUGCACGGUGUGUGAGGCCACGGCCAACGUGAUCACGGUCCACAGUCAGACCCGUGAGCUUCCCCCGUGUCCGUCUGGCUGGGACUCCCUGUGGUCCGGUUUCUCCUUUGUCAUGGAAACCGGCGUGGGGGCCGAGGGCUCGGGCCAGCCGCUUUCGUCGCCUGGAUCCUGUCUGGAGAAUUUCCGCAAAAUCCCGUUCAUCGAGUGCCACGGCAGGGGGACUUGUAACUUCUACACCGACUCGUACAGCUACUGGCUCGCCGCUCUCAACCCGGACGACAUGUUCAGCAAACCAAGACCUCAAACGGAAGCUGGAGACCUUCCAGAAGACUUCAUCAGUCACUGCAGAGUGUGUUCCAAGCGUCUGUGAACACCUGGUCUCGGUCUGUCGCCGUGCCAACAAGACCGCUAGUUAUUUUAGCAACAGCAACCGUGAGGGCUCUUCUUGACUAUAGCUCCCACCAGUUCCACCACUGCUAGAAAUAUAACUAUAAUGUGUUGUGCGUGUGUGUGUGUGUGUGUGUGUGUGUGUGUGUGUGUGUGUGUGUGUAUGUGUGCACGUGUGUCACUUAACUUCCAUUCAAGCUCACUUGCCUCAAGUUGUCCUCGUUCUCGGAAGCACUUAAAAGACGACCAGCGGCCUAAUGAAAUGCAAACAUCGCAGUGUGAUGUCAUCAGUGUCCUACCAUGCCUCAUGCCGGCAGCUCCUUAGCGAUGGCUGACUGUUAAUAUGUUACCGUGGCAAUCAGCUGCCGCAAAGACUUCUCCAUUAGAGCGGAACAGGUGGGGCGGGGGUGGGUUUCCAUUAAAGAAUAAAUGACGGCUUCCCCCCCCCCCCCACUCACAUGGCGUUCUUGUUUGUGAUCGUGGUGGGUCUGGUGGUUUUGGGACACAUGACCCAGGUGGGCAAAUAUUCAGGUUACAAACCCCGUUCCCAUUUGAGUUGGGAAAUUGUGUUAGAUGUAAAUAUAAACGGAAUACAAUGAUUUGCAAAUCCUUUUCAACCCAUAUUCAGUUGAAUGCACUACAAUGACAAGAUAUUUGAUGUUCAAACUCAUAAACUUGAUUUUUUUUUUUGCAAAAAAUAAUCAACUUACAAUUUCAUGACUGCAACACGUGCCAAAGUAGUUGGGAAAGGGCAUGUUCACCAAUGUGUUACAUCACCUCUUCUUUUAACAACACUCAAUAAACGUUUGGGAACACAGGAAACUAAUUGUUGAAGCUUUGAAAGUGGAAUUAUUUCCCGUUCUUGUUUUAUGUAGAGCUUCAGUCGUUCAACAGUCCGGGAUCUCCGCUGUCGUAUUUUACGCUUCAUAAUGUGCCACACAUUUUCGAUGGAAGACAGGUCUGGACUGCAGGCGGGCCAGAUAAGGUACCCGCACUCUUUUUUUACGAAGCCACGCUGUUGUAACACGUGCUGAAUGUGGCUUGGCAUUGUCUUGCUGAAAUAAGCAGUGGCGUCCAUGAAAAAGACGGCGCUUAGAUGACAACAUAUGUUGUUCCAAAACCUGUAUGUACCUUUCAGCAUUAAUGGUGCCUUCACAGAUGUGUAAGUUACCCAUCCUUUGGGCACUAAUGCACCACCAUACCAUCACAGAUGCUGGCUUUUGAACUUUGCAUCAAUAACAGUCUGGAUGGUUGGCUUCCCCUUUGGUCCGGAUUACACGAUGUCGAAUAUUUCCAAAAACAAUUUGAAAUGUGGACUCGUCAGACCACAGAACACUUUUCCACUUUGCAUCAGUAGAUCUUAAAUGAUCCCAGAGAAGCUGGUGGCGUUUCUGGAUGUUGUUGAUAAAUGGGUUUCGCUUUGCAUAGUAGAGCUUUAACUUUCACUUACAGAUGUAGUGACGAACUGUAUUUAGUGACAGUGGUUUUCUGAAGUGUUCCUGAGCCCAUGUGGUGAUAUCCUUUAGAGAUUGAUGUCGGUUUUUGAUACAGUGCCGUCUGAGGUAUCGAAGGUCACGGUCAUUCAAUGUUGGUUUCCGGCCAUGCCGCUUACGUGGAUUGAUUUGUCCAGAUUCUCUGAACCUUUUGAUAAUAUUAUGGCGCGUAGAUGUUGAAAUCCCUAAAUAUCUUGCAAUUGCACUUUGAGAAACAUUGUUCUUAAACUGUUUGACUAUUUGCUCACGCAGUUGUGGACAAAGGGGUGUACCUCGCCCCAUCCUUUCUUGUGAAAGACUGAGCAUUUUUUGGGAAGCUUUUUUUAUACUCAAUCAUGGCAUCCAGCUGUUCCCAAUUAGCCUGCACACCUGUGGGAUGUUCCAAAUAAGUGUUUGAUGAGCUUUCCUCAACUUUAUCAGUAUUUAUUGUCACCUUUCCCAAAUUCUUUGUCAUGUGUUGCUGGCAUCAAAUUCUAAAGUUAAUAAUUAUUUGCAAAAAAAAAAUGUUUAUCAGUUUGAACAUCAAAUAUGUUGUCUUGUAGCAUAUUCAACUGAAUAUGGGUUGAAAAUGAUUAGCAAAUUAUUGUAUUCCGUUUAUAUUUGCAUCCAACACAAUUUCCUAACUAAUAUGGAAACGGGGUUUGUAGAAUCGGUAUCGGAUCAAUCCUCGACUUCUCGGUUUUCUUCUGUGUUAAUUGUCAUAAAUGUCUGUUUUUUUUAUGUUGUUUAAAUAUGUUUAUCGGCCAUGGUACCCCGGUUUUCGCAUGAUUCAGUUUUCAUAUACUUUUUCCACUGAAAGCCGCACACAAAAAAAAUGAAAGCAUUAUAUUUUUUAUUUUAUAAAAAACAAUACGAUAUAUAUUGUCAUUUUGGUAACGUUAAAAGUCUUGGGGACCCAAAAGGGUCUCAGUCAAUAAUGUGGUAAAACAAAUUAGUUUUUCACUUUCAAAUGCUAAAAUUUCUAUAGAUCAACUUCUAAAACCAAUACAAUAUAUAUUGUCAUUUUGGUAGUAUUAAAGGUAACAGGGACCCAAAAGGGUCUCAGUCAAUAAAGUGUUAAAAACAAAUACAUUUGUCACUUCCAAUGCUAAAAUUUCUAUAGAUCAACAUCAAAAACCAAUGCAAUAUGACAAUAUAUUGUCAUUUUGGUAACGGUAAUGGUCCCUGGGACCCAAAAGGGUCUCAGUCAAUUAUGUGUU
This is a messenger RNA of Nerophis ophidion (straightnose pipefish), 7381 nucleotides long. RefSeq names its product collagen, type IV, alpha 3 (gene col4a3). Gene Ontology annotation, molecular function: extracellular matrix structural constituent. The record is from RefSeq and is a predicted model, not a curated record. NCBI's taxonomy places the organism in Eukaryota, Metazoa, Chordata, Actinopteri, Syngnathiformes, Syngnathidae. Gene Ontology annotation, cellular component: collagen trimer. The transcript is spliced from 46 exons. Bases 218 to 4672 code for a protein of 1484 amino acids.